Molecule: messenger RNA, 791 nt
Organism: Pipra filicauda (Wire-tailed manakin)
Lineage: Eukaryota; Metazoa; Chordata; Aves; Passeriformes; Pipridae
Gene: IL17C
Product: interleukin 17C
Exons: 2
Coding region: 1-663 (220 amino acids)
Biological process (GO): inflammatory response
Cellular component (GO): extracellular region
Molecular function (GO): cytokine activity
Source: RefSeq, a predicted model, not a curated record
AUGUCUGGGGGUGGUGCCAGCUCACCCCUGAGCCCUCUGGGGGUGUGUGGGGAGCUAUUGCUGUGUCCCCUGACCCGCUGUCUCCCGCAGGGCUGGCUGGGUGCCCUGGCACUGCUGGGCGUGCUGGUGCUGUGCCGGGGGCUGCGGCGCCCUGGGGGUCCCCCGCACUCCCACCCCGUGCUGUGCUACAGCGGCGCCGAGCUGGGGGACGAGGCCCCCGCGCAGCUCCUGGGGCGCAGCCUGCGCUGGGACCGCUACGUGCCCGUGCAGCUGGUGCCACAGCUGGAGCAGCUGGAGAGCACCAGGCACCGGCGGCACCGGCGGCACCGCCCGCACGGCUGCCCCGCGCUGCAGAGCCGUGCCAGCCUCCGCAGCGAACCCAACGAGCGCUCCAUCUCCCCGUGGCGCUACCGCAUCGACGAGGACGAGAACCGGUACCCGCGCAAGUUGGCCUUCGCCGAGUGCCUGUGCAGCGGCUGCGUGGAUGUCAAGACCGGCCGGGAGACGACGUCGCUCAACUCAGUGACCAUCUACCAGACCAUGAUGGUGCUGCGGCGCAAGCCCUGCCCACACCCCACCGGGCUGGGCCUCGUCACCUUCGAGGUGGAUUAUAUCAAGGUGCCCGUGGGCUGCACCUGCGUCCUGCCCCGCACCAGGCGCUGACCCUCCCCUGCUCCCGUGGAGCCCCCGUAGUGUGACCGUGUCACCGCAUCCCCCUCACCCGUGCUUGUUUUAGAGCACCCACCCACAGCCAGGGCAUCCUCCCAGCCCCUCACCUCAUUAUUUAUGAG